Bombus terrestris (buff-tailed bumblebee) is the source of this 883-nucleotide messenger RNA. Its product is annotated as apoptosis regulatory protein Siva. The record is from RefSeq and is a predicted model, not a curated record. Bases 222 to 734 code for a protein of 170 amino acids. Gene Ontology annotation, molecular function: CD27 receptor binding. The transcript is spliced from 4 exons. Gene Ontology annotation, biological process: extrinsic apoptotic signaling pathway. Lineage: Eukaryota; Metazoa; Arthropoda; Insecta; Hymenoptera; Apidae.
ACUUUGUUUUUGUUUUGAAUUUGUAAUUUAAGCAUAAGGUAGAAAGGUGGAAAGAUUGCAACACUACAUCAAACUACACGACUACAUGUACAUAAACCUCUGUAUGAGCUAUAUGGUUGGUUGCUCUGUCGAGUCAACUUUUCCGUGGUACGAUAUUAUGAAAAUUUUAAUCUGCAUUUGUUUAUUGAACUUUUGUUAAUUAAGUUAAAUUAAGUUGAAGAAUGCCGAAACGUUCAUGUCCUUUUGAAGACAAUUUACUACCCCAAUUAAAAAUACACGUAGGCCAGAAACAAAUAGACAACGGCGUCUGUCAAGAGGAACGAAUGAAGAAUGUUUAUGAUAAAACAAUGGAUUUAUUGAAAGAAGGUGUAAAAGUACUGUCGCGAAGAUUAAGUACUUCUAUAGAAUUGAAUUCUAUCGAUGUACCAUCAUCGAAAACUCCUUCGUGUAAAUCCAAAAAUGAACGAAUCUCAAAACAAAUGGUGUUGAAUAGUAAACUAGAAUUAUUAGGAGCGGAUAAAGCUAUAAAGGAUGUUGGACCAAAGUAUGAUCUUUGUGAAUGCAGUCGAGUGGUAGAUCAAAGCUUGUUCAGCAAAUGUUCCUAUUGUGAUCAAAUUUUAUGUAAUUCUUGCCUCUUUGAGUGUAUUAGUUGCUCAGAACUAUUUUGUCAAAACUGUUCCCUGCCUACAUAUGAUUACGAAGAACAAACUAAAUGCCUUAAUUGUUAUAAAUAGGGCUUAAAUAUAUAUAUAUUUUUUAUACUCAUUUUGUAAAUUACAUAUUUCUAUUCACAUUGGCUAAUAUAAAGGAUCUUAAAUUAAUUAAAAAAAUUAAUUAUAAUACAAUAUAUACAAUGUAGUAUUAAAUGUAUUAAAUGAAAGAA